AUGGCCAGUGUGAUCGCCAAAUCGGCGAGUAGGCCUCAAAUGACACCACUCCACAGACGAACCUGUGCUGCUCGCGUUCCCAUCAUCAUCACCGACGGGGAGGCGAAACAGCGCCACGAGCAGACCGAACACAGCGAAAGGGCGCGUGAGGAGGUGCUGAGACACGGCGUGAAAGUGCGGGAUUUUCAGGCUGAGGCGGAUGCGAGAAGGUAUGACAGAGGCCACGCCAGUUGUGCUGAUCAGAGUAUGCCGAGGUCGGAUUAUGUGCUCGAGUAG
This is a messenger RNA of Fonsecaea multimorphosa CBS 102226, 276 nucleotides long. RefSeq lists its product as uncharacterized. The coding region runs from base 1 to 276 and encodes 91 amino acids. Lineage: Eukaryota; Fungi; Ascomycota; Eurotiomycetes; Chaetothyriales; Herpotrichiellaceae. The transcript has a single exon. The record is from RefSeq and is a predicted model, not a curated record.